This is a messenger RNA of Pocillopora verrucosa, 3993 nucleotides long. Its product is annotated as BCAS3 microtubule associated cell migration factor. Gene Ontology annotation, biological process: autophagy; response to starvation. Gene Ontology annotation, molecular function: protein binding. NCBI's taxonomy places the organism in Eukaryota, Metazoa, Cnidaria, Anthozoa, Scleractinia, Pocilloporidae. Gene Ontology annotation, cellular component: cytoplasm. The record is from RefSeq and is a predicted model, not a curated record.
UUAAACUGAUAAUCAUUUGGAAAACAACAGGUAAUCAUUCGCGUUUCGAACAUUUCAUCCUCAUUUCUCAACAAUUGUUCCCAGGCCUUUCCCAAAACACUGAUAACGAGGCAGAUAAACAAUGUUUUUUUCUGACGUAACGAGGCGCCAAAACAGAGUUUUGGUCAUCUAAAAUGAUGUUCAAAGCGACGAUAUGAAGAAACGGCGAUGGAAACGUAAUCAAAAUUGAGCCAGAAAGCUACUUAGCUUCCUCAUCUUCAGUUCUGGAGAUCGAAAAGAGCUUUCUUUAGCUCUAGAUGAUGUCUGUGGACUCGGUUGCAAGACGAAUUUCGCGCGGUGGUGGGAUUGUCGUUCGACCUCAAGCAAUAAGCGACAAGUCCUACGUGGAAAGCGUGGUAAACUUCCUACAAGACGUCGUACCCCAGGCUGUCACAGGAGUUAAACAGGAAGAGAAAGAGAGGGUGUUAUGGGUUAAGUUUGAGGAAGCAGACAUCAAUGAUAAUACGCUUAACCAGGAAGAGAUUUCAUCAGGAGUGGGUGUACCAUUACUAUUGAUUCUUGGUUACACUAAUGGCUUUCAUGUCUGGACCAUCCCAUCAACUGGUGAAGCACAGGAGGUGUUAUCUCUUCGUCAAGGGCCUGUAAGACUUGUGCGCAUGCUCAAGACACCACUAGAAGCAACAAAGGCAAAGGACGAGUUUGCAGAUGUCAGACCUCUUUUUGCUGUAUGUGAUGCUGCAAGCCCCUCCCUGCCAUUCUCCACCGUUAAUUUGUGGUCCCUCAGCAGUGGUGAGCAGGUCCACUCAAUUGGCUUCAAGUCUGAGGUGUAUGAUGUACUUUGCAAUAGAAGGUUAAUGGUUGUUGCUCUUCAGGAAAAGAUUGCAGCCUUUGAUGCAUGUACCUUCAAAAACUGUUUCUGCAUAACAAGUUGCUACCCAGCCCCAAGCCCUAACCUCAACCCAUUGGCUCUGAGUACCAGAUGGCUGGCAUAUGCAGAUCGCAAGUUGGUACCUAAUCAUCAGUCCUGUGGGGGAGUGUGUGGGGAUAAUUCCCAGUCAUAUACAGCCACAGUCAUUAGUGCUGCCAAGUCAAUCACUAGAGGUCUGACAAUUUUAGGACGAUGGACAGGGACAGAAAUUUCAAAUGACUAUUUAAACCAAAACUCCACAAUUACACCAGGAGUUGUAACCAUUAUAGACACACAAAAAAUUGGAAAUGGAGAGUUCUGUGUACAAGAGGAUGACCAUGAAGGCACCGGCAUAGUGGCCCAUUUUCUUGCCCAUGCAGGACAGCCCCUAUCUUGCAUGUCCUUUGACCCCAGCGGUUCACUGUUGUUGACUGCAGACGUUCUGGGAAACAAUUUCCACGUGUAUCAUAUUCUACCACAUCCCAUUUGUCCUUCAUUAAGCGCUGUUCAUCAUUUGUACACUCUGCACAGAGGCGACACCACUGCAACAGUGCACGGAAUGGCAUUUUCCUUCGACAGUCGAUGGGUUGCUGUAUCAACUGUCCGUGGAACUGUGCAUGUUUUUCCAAUUACUUCGUACGGAGGUCCCAUAACAGUCCGCACCCAUUCUUCGCGUCGUGUUGUAAACCGCAGCAGUCGGUUCCACACCAGCGCUGGAUUGGAUGACCUUGACCAGGCGACCACAGGCUCAGGUAGACACAGUCCAUGCAACGGCACAGUGCCCAACCUUUCUUGUUCACCCAACGGAAGCCCACUCAGCUCCACAGGGACCCCACUGGCAAGAGAAUCCUUAACAUCCACUUCAACCAGCAACAAUGGUUUGGUAAAUCCCCGCCUCCCUCCUCUCCCUCAUUCCUACCUUGUGCAUCCCUUAGCGCAAAUAAGGACCCCUGAUGGCCCACGAUGCGGUGGAUCUUGCUGCACUCAGAGCUCUAACAAGUGUAAUGGCCGUGUGGGCUUGGAAUAUUCAGUGGGUGCGGCAAUGACGUUUGCUCCUUCUAGGGGAUGGUUAGGUGGAAGUUCGAACAGUACCAGAGCAGAACCUUGCAGAUCUUCAGCUGUUGACUCGCUUUUUAUACUUGACCUCCAUGGGAACUUGACAGAGUACGUUCUGGAACCACAGGCAGUGAAAACUGUUCCACAGAGUGAUGACACCCCCCUGGAUCUCAGCACUACUGCAAGAGCGCAGUGGACGCUUGCCAGGUGUGUUACUUGGCCUGAAAGCAAAAGUCCAGUGAUCAGAGAUGUUGGUCUGUUGCUGGGGCGCCUAAAAGUUUCUCCCAGUGAGCUUAGUAACCACACCGUCAAACAAGAAAAGAAAAUCGGCAAGGAGAGUGAAUCUCGCAUCUCGGACGAUCAGUGGCUGGCAAAUAUAGACAUGGAGACUCACUCUGCCCCUCAUCGGCGACUAUGGAUGGGACCACAGUUCUCUUUCAAGACUUACCAACCGCCAGGCUCUUCAUCAGCUUCAUCCACCCAUAGCUUAGGAGACUUCAGGUCUGGGUGCUCAGGUAGUGGGGCCACUAUAGCAGCUCAUAACAGGGACGGCCACUCCAUGGGCUUCUUCUCUGAAGAACUGGAUUUGCAGAGUUUGAGAAUGCAGCCUGUUCGUUCGGAUCCAGUGCCCACUCCAUCAGGUCAGUUCGCGUUCACUGGAUGUGCGUCGCCGAAUUUAGGGGGGAGCAUGCCACUUAUUGUUGACAAUGGCCCAGGAAGUCUGAACGACCCUUGGCCGGGCUUGAACAACGAUAUGUUCGAGGACAAAGAAGAGCAACUUGUGGAAACAUUGGCAGACGCCAUGAACGACAACGCGCUCUUACCCGUUAAAAACGACAAGAAAAGAACAACUUCAAUUAACGGAGAAAAUCAAUUCCAAUUUCAAUCAGAUUUUCGGGGGGGAGGUGUAAACGCGUUUGCUUCUUGCUCCCCCGCUGAAACUAGCCCGCUGUUCCCUCCCGAUUAUAAUAAUUGGUCUUAAGGAAGAUUGGACAGAUUGAUUUGUCUUAUAUAAAGGUAGCUGUUAAGUGUUAGCAGAGAUUAAUAUAUACUAGCAUCAAUAACUACUGAAAAUAACUUAAACAAAAAAUAUAUGAAAAGUAAUCUUAUUCCAUGAGAUAAUUUGGUUAGGUUUUCUCGAGUGUGAUAUCUCUCUUCGGCUUUCACUUGCUGAAGCGACAAUUCAAGUUAGAGAGACCUUUUGUCAUCACUUAGAGAACCGAUUUGUAAUAGACUUCUUUCCCACACUUCGGGUAUUUAUUUCAUGAAUGUAAUCACAAUCCUUACUUUUAAAUUUCCUACUGCCUGGUGCAUCGCUUGUGAGAAAUAGAAAAAGCCAAAGUUUUGAUAAUUUUUAGGGCAUCGACAUGCACUGGAUGUGUUUCUAACUUUCUAACUGCUCUGGACUUUUGAGUGUCCUUCGUGUGUAUUUUAUGGGUUGUAAAGGUGCAUAAAAUAACAAAGAAAAAUAUAUAAAAUAUUGAAAAUGUAAAAAAAUGUAUAAAAUGGAAAAAAGUCCCUGGAUUCUGGCCGCACUGUAAAGGGGCAAAUUUAUUUAUCACAACUGUAAAUUGAUGUAUAGUUUUCCAACCGUUAAACGUCGGUUUUGCUGAAGUUUAGUUCUGGUUUUUACGAUUUAACUAAGGAUAUUUGAGUAGCUCUGUGUGAAUAGUGUUUAUAAAAAUCAAAGAGCAAUUGAUCAAUCUGUGUUCUUGACCUGAAAUAGUGUCAUUAUCAAUCAAGGAAUUUUAUUGAUCGUUCUGUUCUUGGUCUUGUAUGAUAAUGUUAAAAGAAGGCUUCUGUUUCCCUUUCUAGCUGUAAAUAGGGAUUUUGUAAACUUUUCAAUCUGAAUUUUAUGUGAAAUGGCCAACUGUAACUUCCUUGAAAUAGUAAAAGGGUUAAUUUAUGAACAAGCCUUAUACAGUUAACUGUAGAUAUAAACAGAAUCCAACGGGAAAAAAAAGAUUGUCUCUAUAUUUUUAAAAUAUUCAUGGGUGAAGAAACAAUAAAACGUCAUAUGAAGCUUAAAA